CACCUCAGUUGUCCGUGAUUAAAACACGGACGACACGACACAGAAAACGACGUUCCUCUGCUUCAUCCCACAUAACGCAACCAUGCCCAACGCCCAAAGCCAGCCAAACGUGCUAUGCUGCGGCAUCGGCGAGUACACCACCGGCUUUGUCGGCACCGGCGCCUCCAAGUCAGACAAGAAGGUCGGUGUCGUCGGCUUGACCAUGUUCGACCUCCGUCGGCGCGGCCUGCUCGGCAAGGACAUCAGUAUGGUCGGCACCAACGGCGAUAAAUUCGACGGCAUUCGCAACCAUCUCACGCAGAACAUCGAGAACAAAUACCGCGAUAUGGACACCACUUUCACUGCGUACCCAGAACCCGGGAAGAGGGAUCCUGAGGCUUACAAGGCAGCUAUCGACAAGCUCAAGCCAGGAGACGCCAUCACCAUCUUCACACCCGACACGACGCACUUCCCUAUCGCCGUGUACGCGAUGAAGCGCAAGAUCCACGUGCUCGUCACCAAGCCGGCUGUCAAGACGCUCAAGGACCACCUGGAACUCGCGCGGAUCGCAAAGGAGGAAGGCGUGCUCUGCUUUGUCGAACACCACAAGCGCUUCGACCCGGCGUAUGCCGACGCGCGCGACAAGGCGCGAGAGGACCUGGGCGACCUGUCGUACUUUUACGCGUACAUGUCGCAACCCAAAACGCAGCUUGAGACGUUCAAAGCAUGGGCAGGCAGGGACAGCGACAUCUCGUACUACCUCUCCAGCCACCACGUGGACAUCCUCGACUGGUACAUUCAGGAGCGCGCUGUGCCGACGCGCGUCAUGGCCAACGGCGCCCUGGGCAUCGCCAACGCUGAGCCGUUCAACUGCCCGCCAGAGACGGAGGACAACAUCACGUUGCUUGUCGAUUACGCCAUCCUCGACGCCAAGACGCAACAGCCGCUCGCGCACCGCCGCGCCACGGGUGUCUUCACCGCGUCGUGGGCCGCACCGACGGGCGCUGGCGUGCACUCCGAGCAGCACUUCCACUACGUCGGCACUAAGGGCGAGCUCAAGCUCAACCAGUCGCGCCGCGGCUACAGCUGUGUGCGCGAGGAAGGCGCCGGCGCAGGAAACACCGACUUCAAUCCAUUCUACAUGAAAUACGCCCCAGACGCCGACGGCUACUUUGACGGCCAGACAGGCUACGGCUACCGCUCCCUCGAGCUCUUCAUCCGGGCGUGCACAGAGAUCAACAGCGGCCGCAGGGAUGCACAAAGCUACACUGGUAAGCUACCCACUAUCCACGACACCGUAGCUACCACCGCCAUUCUCGAGGCAGGCCGCAGGAGCCUGGACGAGAAGCGGCCGAUCAACAUCAAGAAACAAGGCGACGCGUGGACCCUCGUCUAAUAUCAACCGACGCGGAUCAACUUUUAGAGGCGUGCAGCAUUGAUGCACAUGUGUAGUGUGCACUUAUGAGGGGAGGGUGAAAAGUACAUUGAGCUGGCCAGGUGCAAAAUCAACAGGGAGCGUUGAAGAGAUACUGUUCCUAUGAUAUGGG
This is a messenger RNA of Tilletiaria anomala UBC 951, 1526 nucleotides long. Its product is annotated as NAD(P)-binding protein. The coding region runs from base 83 to 1375 and encodes 430 amino acids. The transcript has 3 exons. Gene Ontology annotation, biological process: NADPH regeneration. Gene Ontology annotation, molecular function: oxidoreductase activity; nucleotide binding. Gene Ontology annotation, cellular component: cytoplasm. NCBI's taxonomy places the organism in Eukaryota, Fungi, Basidiomycota, Exobasidiomycetes, Georgefischeriales, Tilletiariaceae. The record is from RefSeq and is a predicted model, not a curated record.